AUGUAUGCCCAGCAAGAGCCGUAUCCAUGCGUUGCUUUUGACAAGUUCAACAUAGUGGUAUUUUUGGGGCUGUUUGUGAUCCUGUCGUUCAUAUGUCCCGCCGCUUUGCUUGUAAAGAACAUCGUACACGAGAAGGAAUUGCGUCUCAAGGAGCAAAUGCGUAUCAUGGGUCUGGGCGAUAUGGUACAUUUGUGGUCGUGGGCCAUCAUCUCACUCAUCCUCAAUCUCACCAGCACAGCAGUCAUCGCUGCCAUAAUCAAGUUUGGAAACCUACUGACGGUUGUGGAUUUCUCUCUGCUGUUUGUAUUUCUGGGUUUAUUCACGACGUCGUCUAUCGCAUUGUGUCUUUUGGUGUCGACUUUCUUCACAAACGCGAACAUUUCAACUGCAGCUACCUGUCUCGUCUAUUUCUUAUUCUUCUAUCCCUAUCAGCUGAGCGUUAAAGCACGGAACAAGACGUUCACAAAAUUCACGCUGAUAUUUCCACAAACCACGCUUGGCUACGGUGCGGCUAUGUUGGCGAUUUACAGUGGCGAAGGAAAGGGUACUUGGAAAGACAUUGACAGCAUCUAUUUAGAAGCUUACGAUGUCAGCUUAGUGGAGUGCAUGAUAGCGUUUGUGCUACAGAUUGUAUUGUUCAUCAUUCUAGCAUGGUACAAAAGUGCUGUCUCUCCAGGAAUUUAUGGUGUAUCGCUGCCUUGGUACUUUUUUCUCACAAAGCGCUACUGGUUUCCUGAUUCUGUCGAGAGCAUUGAUGUGAAUCUCCCAGCCGAUUCAGCAGAGCCAGCUAGUGACAGCUUUGACAGUGAACCUAAAGACCUCCCUCUCACGGUGUCUAUCACUCGAAUGAGUAAAAUUUACAGUAAUGGGACAAGGGCGCUGGACAGUCUAACACUGAAUCUUUAUGAAGACCAAAUCACGGCUCUUCUGGGACACAAUGGAGCGGGAAAAACGACUACUAUGUCGAUCCUCUGUGGCUUAUAUUCACCAUCAUCAGGCACAGCGUCGAUUUAUGGUAUGGAUAUCAGGAAGGAAAUCCAGCGUGUCAGAGAUGUGCUAGGGGUCUGCCCGCAGCACAAUGUUCUGUUUACACAUUUGACCGUAUCCGAACAGCUGAAGCUCUUUGCUGCACUGAAAGGUACACCAGACGAUCGAAUUCAGCAUGAGGUUGAUGAAAUUCUUCAGUCGGUGUCAUUGGUAGACAAGACAAACGAACUCGCUAGCACUCUGUGGAAUGAAGCGCCGUUUGUGUAUUGGAAUCGCGUUGGUGGGAGGUUCCCGAUUUGUGAUUCUCGACGAGCCAACUGCAGGUGUCGAUGUGACCAGCAGAAAAGAGAUUUGGUCAUUACUACAGAACAACAAGAAAGGACGCACUAUUCUAUAUCUACGAGAAGCCGACCUAUGGGACGAGCGGACAUUCUUUCCGAUCGCAUCGCUCUUCUGUCGGAGGGUCGUCUGAUCACCCUUGGAAGUUCCAUGUUCCUCAAAAAUAGAUAUGGCAAUGCAUUCCAGGUUUUCGCUUGCAAAAAGGAUCAAGCUCGUGAUUACACUGCGGUUGUCACCAGAAUCAUCACUGAAGCGGCAAUCCCGAUUAAGCUAAGCGAUGAGACCGAGAAUGAAUUAGUGUUUUCUAUUCCUAUAUCGACGGACUCACGAAAACUUGAGAAGUUUUUCACGUUUUUCGAUAUGAACAAAGAGCAGUACUGGAUCGGGGACUAUGGAAUAUCGGCGCCCACCUUACAAGAGAUCUUCGUGAGUCUGAGUCCACAAAAGGAAUACGUAGUACCGAAACAUCGAGCUGGACUCCUUUCAAAAAUAAAGAAAAGUUUCCGCGGAGGGGUGGUGGAAAGCGAUGAAAGGCAGUUAAUAAAAAGCAUGGCUACAUCAAAUGACACCGGUAGCAGUACUACUACUCCAAGCGGUAGCGGUACCCGUUUACCUACAAUAACCGCUAAUAACAGAGAAACGCCGCCGGACGACUUCGAAGAAGGUCAAACGACAUCGAUGGUGACCUCACAGCCUCCACUUCCUUUGAUAGGGGAGAUGUAUGGAAACAACACCUACAGUUAUGUUAGCCUAUGGGACCGGAAUUCAUCGUCCAUUUCCUAUAAAAUAAUGAAAUCCUUCGAGGAACCACCCGAUAUGGGAACUCGUUGUGUGAAUGACGUGCCCAUAUUCCACAGGUAUUUUA
Molecule: messenger RNA, 2191 nt
Organism: Cooperia oncophora
Lineage: Eukaryota; Metazoa; Nematoda; Chromadorea; Rhabditida; Trichostrongylidae
Source: the annotation of a GenBank genome assembly